CAAAAAACAAAACAAAAUCCGACUAAGUCCAAUGUCCACUUGCAUUAUAAAGUGACCUAGACCUAUGCGACUAUUAUAAAAACCAAGACCAGCAAACAGGGGAAACUAAAAAAGAUCUGGUUUGAAACAUUGUACAAGGACAAAACCAGCAGGGUUUGUUGCAAACCUUGACGAUGGACACAACUCCCAAUGUUAACCAUAUCUCAGAGUGUUUCAUCAAACCUCAUUACACCCCAGAAGAUUCAGAGAAUCCCUUGUACUUGACACCAUGGGACCUUGCAAUGCUUUCCGUUCACUACAUCCAAAAGGGCCUUCUCUUUGCCAAACCUCACACCAACAAAGAUGAAAAUUUCAUGGGAUCUCUUCUUGACAGGCUCAAGCAAUCCCUCUCUGUUGCCUUGGUCCACUUCUACCCACUUGCAGGCCGUCUCAAAACCGUCAAAACCGAAAACCCACACUCGUAUUCUGUCCACGUUGACUGCAAUGACGGCCCCGGAGCAAAAUUCAUCUAUGCAACUCUAGACAUGACGGUAUCUGAUAUCCUGUCGCCCGUUGAUGUCCCUCCAAUUGUUCAGUUAUUCUUCGAUCAUGACAGGGCUGUCAACCACGAUGGUCACACCACAAGCUUGGUUACGAUUCAGGUGACUGAGCUGGUGGAUGGGGUCUUCAUAGGAUGUUCCAUGAACCAUGUCAUAGCCGACGGAGCAUCGUUCUGGAACUUCUGGAACAUGUGGUCUGAAAUCUUUAGAGCGAAGGAUAACAAAAACAAACAAAUCUCGCGCCCACCAAUCUUCAAGCGCUGGUUUCCUGAAGGUCACGGACCAAUUCUAAGCCUUCCUUACAAGCAUCCUGAUGAGUUCAUUGGCAGAUUUGAAGCACCGAAACUGAGAGAGAGAGUCUUCCACUUCUCAGUGGAAUCAAUUGCCAAACUCAAAGCGAGGGCUAAUUUGGAGUAUAACACCCGCAAAAUCUCUUCCUUCCAGUCCUUGUCUGCGCUUGUGUGGAGGUCCAUAAUAAGGGUCCGUAAUCUACCACCUGAUCAGGUAACAAGUUGUAGGCUUGCAGCCAACAACAGAGCAAGAUUGGACCCACCCAUAUCGGAGAAUUACUUUGGGAAUGUGAUUUACCCAAUAAGGGGAUUCACCACGGCUGGUGAAUUGCUUCAAAAUGAUCUUGGCUGGGCUGCUUGGAAGUUGCACGAGGCCGUGGUCAACCACAAUGACAAGUCAAUUCGCGGGCUGCUUGAUGCGUGGCUUAGGUCUCCAACUGUGUACCAAAUCGGUAAGCUGUUUGAUCCUUACAGUGUGAUGAUGGGGAGUUCCCCGAGGUUCGACAAGUAUGGAAACGAAUUCGGGAUGGGGAGAGCGUUGGCGCUUCGGAGUGGAUAUGCGCACAAGUUCGACGGCAAAGUGUCGUGCUAUCCGGGACAUGAAGGAGGAGGGAGCAUUGAUUUGGAGACGUGUCUUCCGCCAGAGACAAUGCGCGCACUUGAAUCUGAUAAGGAGUUCAUGGAAGCCGCUGGUUUAUCACCCCUUUAGCUGGGAACUUGUUUUGGAAAGUUGAAUAUUAAUCUAUUCAAUGAAAUGAUGUGCCAAGCCUAACACUGUAAGGAACGUGAGGAAUAAAAUGAGUGACCUUUUCUUUUUGUUUUUUGUCGUUAAUUAUUCUGCUGUAGUAGAAACAGAGACGACGGAUAUUGCCAUAUUGAAAGAUAUUUGGAUAAUAGAAUUAGUUGAAUUCAUGUAUGCAAAUAUGUUAAUCAAUGGAACAAUAUGGGCUUGUUCUUUUA
Messenger RNA from Morus notabilis, 1789 nucleotides. RefSeq lists its product as uncharacterized. The coding region runs from base 174 to 1538 and encodes 454 amino acids. NCBI's taxonomy places the organism in Eukaryota, Viridiplantae, Streptophyta, Magnoliopsida, Rosales, Moraceae. The record is from RefSeq and is a predicted model, not a curated record. The transcript has a single exon.